AUGUCUCGCCGUGGUGGUGGUGGUGGGCGGAGAUCGGAUUCUCGCCGCGAUCAGACGUCUCAAGCUCCUGGUCCAUCGUUUAACAGAGGCGGGGAAGGAGGGAGAGGCGGGGAAGGAGGGAGAGGCGGGGAAGGAGGGAGGGGCGGGGGAGGAGGGAGGGGCGGGGGAGGAGGGAGAGGUGGGGGAGGAGGGAGAGGCAGGGGUUAUGGCGCCGCUGCUGCCGGUGGUUCAAGACCUGCUUCGGAGCCUCACUCGCCGGCGGCUUUUCCGCCAUUGGCUUCUCCAUCGCCGUCUGCUUCAACCUCUACAGCGUCUCUGAGCCAAAAGUUCGAUCAGAGUCUCACAUUGCAGUCUCCGGCUCCGGUUCGCCGUCAGCCUUCUGAUCCUGUUCGACCUCAGCCUCAGCCUCAUCCUCAGCCUCCCCCUCCGGUUCAGGCUCAGCCUACGCCUCCUGUUCCGACUCAGCCUCAGGCUUCGUCUUCAUCUCAGGCAACAGGGGUUGAGGUGCCGCCUUCGACGUCGAAGGCCAUUACGUUCCCAAGGAGGCCGGGAUAUGGAACAGUAGGAAGAAAAUGUACGGUUCGAGCAAAUCAUUUUCAAGUACAAGUGGAUGAUAGAGAAUUCUGUCAUUAUGAUGUUACAAUAACUCCUGAGGUAAUGUCAAAGACUCUAAACCGGGAAAUAAUAAAGCAACUUGUUGACUUAUACAAGGUGUCACAUUUGGGUAAACGUAGUCCGGCAUAUGAUGGCAGUAAGAGCCUGUAUACAGCAGGUCCAUUGCCCUUUACUUCAAAAGAGUUUGUGGUUAAGCUAGUUAAAACAGAUGAUGGGGCUGGUCCAAGAAGGGAGCGUGAAUUUAAGGUGGCUAUUAAAUUGGCUUCCAAGGGUGAUUUAUAUCAGCUACAACAGUUUUUGUGUGGCAGACAACUCAAUGCUCCCCAAGAGACCAUACAAAUUCUUGAUGUGGUUCUUAGAGCAUCACCAUCCGAAAAUUAUACUGUUGUGGGGCGGUCAUUUUUCUCUACUCAAUUGGGGAGAAAAGGUGAGCUUGGUGAUGGCUUAGAGUAUUGGAGAGGCUACUAUCAAAGUCUUCGCCCAACCCAAAUGGGACUCUCCUUUAAUAUUGAUGUGUCAGCGAGAUCUUUCUAUGAGUCUAUUCUUGUGACUGACUUUGUUGCAAAACAUUUGAAGCUUAGAGAUGUAUCAAGACCUCUGUCUGAUCAGGACCGUAUUAAGGUAAAGAAAGCCUUGAAGGGAGUUAAGGUACAACUCACUCAUAGGGAGUUUGCUAAACGUUACAAAAUUGCUGGUGUCUCAAGUCAACCAACGAACCAAUUGAUGUUUACCCUUGAUGACCAGGCAACAAGAGUGUCAGUUGUUCAAUACUUCCGCCAAAAGUACAAUAUUGUACUCAAAUACCCCUCUUGGCCUUCUCUCCAAGCUGGGAGUGACUCGAAACCUAUUUAUUUACCCAUGGAGGUCUGCAAGAUUGUUGAGGGCCAAAGAUAUACAAGGAAAUUGAAUGAAAGGCAGGUAACUGCUCUGUUAAGAGCAACAUGUCAGCGUCCUAGUGAGAGGGAAGGAAACAUUCAAGAGAUGGUCAGAAAAAAUAAUUUCAGCACAGAUAGAGUUGUAAGGGACGAAUUUGGCAUUCGUAUAAAUGAGGAACCUACAUUGGUUGAUGCCCGUGUUUUGCCGCCUCCAAUGCUUAAGUAUCAUGACAGUGGGCGAGAAGCAAAGGUUGAUCCACGGGUGGGGCAGUGGAACAUGAUAGACAAGAAAAUGGUAAACGGUGGAACAGUGCAAUUCUGGACAUGUUUGAACUUCUCUUUUAGAGUACAGCAAGAUUUGCCAUCUGGAUUCUGUCGUGAAUUGGUCAAUAUGUGUGUCAGCAAAGGAAUGGUAUUCAACCCCAAUCCUUUACUUCCAAUACAAUCUGCUCACCCUAAUCAAAUUGAGAAGGCUCUAGUAGACGUUCACAAGCAGUCUACGGCAAAACUUGCAAGCAUGGGACAAAAUGGGAAACAACUCCAGCUGCUGAUAAUUAUUCUACCUGAUGUAACUGGGUCAUAUGGUAAAAUCAAACGAAUAUGUGAAACGGAGUUGGGAAUUGUUUCGCAAUGCUGUCAGCCUAGCCAAGCUUCAAAACUUAAUAAGCAGUAUUUUGAAAAUGUUGCACUGAAGAUAAAUGUGAAGGUUGGGGGCCGGAACACUGUACUUUUUGAUGCAAUUCAAAGGAGAAUUCCUCUGGUGAGUGAUCUUCCGACAAUAAUCUUUGGUGCCGAUGUUACCCACCCUCAACCAGGGGAAGAUUCUAGCCCAUCAAUAGCUGCGGUGGUGGCUUCAAUGGAUUGGCCUGAAGUUACCAAGUACAGGGGGCUGGUGUCUGCUCAGCACCACCGCGAAGAAAUUAUUCAGGAUCUCUAUAAAACAACUGCAGAUCCUCAUAAAGGUGUAACUCAUGGAGGCAUGAUUAGGGAAUUGCUAAUUGCCUUUCGCAGAUCCACUGGCUAUAAGCCCAGUAGAAUCAUAUUCUACAGAGAUGGUGUCAGUGAAGGUCAAUUCAGUCAGGUUUUGCUGCAUGAAAUGGAUUCUAUAAGAAAGGCCUGUGCAUCACUGGAGGAGGGGUAUCUACCACCAGUUACAUUUGUUGUGGUGCAGAAAAGGCACCAUACGCGCUUUUUCCCUUCAGAUCAUAGAAGUCGUGAUUUGACAGAUAGGAGUGGCAACAUUUUACCAGGUACGGUUGUUGAUACCAAGAUCUGCCACCCUACCGAGUUUGAUUUUUACCUCAAUAGCCAUGCUGGAAUUCAGGGCACCAGCAGGCCAACACAUUAUCAUGUGUUAUAUGAUGAGAACAAGUUCACGGCAGAUAUCUUGCAAAUUCUUACAAAUAAUUUGUGUUACACGUAUGCAAGGUGCACCCGCUCUGUCUCCAUAGUUCCCCCUGCUUAUUAUGCCCAUUUAGCAGCCUUCCGGGCUCGAUAUUAUAUUGAGGGUGAUACAUCUGAUUCUGGAUCUGGAAGUGGGGACAGGAGUACAAGGGAGAGGAACCUGGAGGUUCGGCUCCUGCCUGCAGUCAAAGAAAAUGUUAAAGACGUGAUGUUUUACUGCUGAGUUUAAUCAGGUCUUGCAUUUUGUGGAUUGAUUACUUUUGGGAUGAUUUUGCACAAAUUAUUCCCCUUUUGAAUCAACUUUUUAUGAAAUGUAUGCCCACCACCUUCCAAGUGGUUCUUGCUCGGUUGGAACAGCAACACAGAAUUGCUGCCCUUCUUUUUUUUGAAUAGCAACACACGGCUGUAGCCUUCUUUUUGGAACAGUAACGCUGAUAUAUAUAGUUUGUGCAUAUUAUUUUUCUCAGAA
Vitis riparia (riverbank grape) is the source of this 3363-nucleotide messenger RNA. Its product is annotated as protein argonaute 5. The transcript is spliced from 22 exons. Gene Ontology annotation, molecular function: protein binding; RNA binding. Gene Ontology annotation, biological process: regulatory ncRNA-mediated post-transcriptional gene silencing. NCBI's taxonomy places the organism in Eukaryota, Viridiplantae, Streptophyta, Magnoliopsida, Vitales, Vitaceae. Bases 1 to 3117 code for a protein of 1038 amino acids. The record is from RefSeq and is a predicted model, not a curated record. Gene Ontology annotation, cellular component: cytoplasm.